Grammomys surdaster is the source of this 1282-nucleotide messenger RNA. It is a transcript of the gene Adm2, whose product is annotated as adrenomedullin 2. The transcript is spliced from 3 exons. The record is from RefSeq and is a predicted model, not a curated record. Gene Ontology annotation, biological process: regulation of systemic arterial blood pressure; adenylate cyclase-activating G protein-coupled receptor signaling pathway; positive regulation of heart rate. Bases 426 to 875 code for a protein of 149 amino acids. NCBI's taxonomy places the organism in Eukaryota, Metazoa, Chordata, Mammalia, Rodentia, Muridae.
CUUUGUCGCGCACCAGAAGGUACCAGGAGUGAGGGUAAUAACCCCACAAGGUUUCUGGUCAGCUGUUGAGCAUUUCUCAGCAUGGAUGGGCCCCUUGAAGUGACCCCCUGUGGCUCUACUGCUUCCUGCUGGGCAGGAGUAGCUACCAGGAGAGCGUGGCUACCGCAGCCCACCGGGGUGGAGGACGCUCCGCCCCAUCAGCGCCUGGGCCCCGCCUUUAGCUCCAAAGACUACUUAGUGCUGGAAGUGCUUCCCAAACUGGUUUUCCGCUGGACCCCAGAAGGCUAUCUCUCCUAGGAGACCACAACCUGACCCACAAGUUCCGCUGCGUGCUCUGGGAACUACCAGCAGAUCCGAGCCUUGCCAGUUGUCUCCAGAUCCUGAGACCUGUGCCCCGACAGACAGCAGACGCAGCCCAGCCCGCCAUGGCCCAGUUGCUGAUGGUCACGGUAACCCUCGGUUGCAUCAGCCUCCUCUACCUGCUCCCAGGCACGCUGUCUGGCAGCCUGGGCAAGGGACUGAGGCUCUCCAGAUCCAGAGAGUCCCCAGCCAAGAUUCCUUCCAGUGGCCUGCAGCCUGGACACCCUUCACUUCGGCCUGCAGUCUGGAAGCCUCGAUAUGCUCCCCAGUCACAGGGAAGGGGCAACCAGGCCCUUGCAAUGGUUCAUCUGCCUCAGGGUGGUGGCUCACGACACCCAGGUCCCCAGCGUCACGUGGGAUCCCGAAGACCCCAUGCCCAACUCCUGCGGGUUGGCUGUGUCCUGGGUACAUGCCAAGUCCAGAAUCUCAGCCACCGCCUGUGGCAGCUUGUCCGGCCAGCUGGCCGGCGGGACUCAGCUCCUGUGGAUCCCAGCAGCCCCCACAGUUAUGGCUGAGGUGGGGUCCUAGGUAUUCUACCUGGAGUGCUGUACUCUCAUCCCAGAGCUGCAGCUAAGCUCCACACCCUGGCCCAAUUCUCUGGAGCUCCUGCUUGCAGCAAUUCCUCCUGGCUUUGGAUACUGUAAACCUGUGAGGAUAUGUGGAUCUAGGCUGUAGAAUCGGCACUGACAGGGGCCUGAGCAUCUCAGAACUGUGUACACUCGGGGUAUAGGUACUUGGAAGAGGUGCUGUUGGUAUCACAAACCACAAAGAACUUGAGGAGGCGUGUGCCUAAAGAAAUAGGCAAAAGCUAGAGUCUUAAAUACAGCUCCACCUAUGACCAAGCAGGAGAAAGGCUGGAGUGACCCCUGUGACCCCACCCCACCCCCACUGGGAAUUAAAGUCUGACUGUGGGCAAAAGCUG